This is a messenger RNA of Nannospalax galili (Upper Galilee mountains blind mole rat), 2580 nucleotides long. RefSeq names its product integrin subunit beta 6 (gene Itgb6). Lineage: Eukaryota; Metazoa; Chordata; Mammalia; Rodentia; Spalacidae. Gene Ontology annotation, cellular component: cell surface; integrin alphav-beta6 complex; focal adhesion. Bases 217 to 2580 code for a protein of 787 amino acids. Gene Ontology annotation, biological process: cell adhesion mediated by integrin; integrin-mediated signaling pathway; cell-matrix adhesion. The record is from RefSeq and is a predicted model, not a curated record. The transcript has 15 exons. Gene Ontology annotation, molecular function: integrin binding.
AGCUUUUCUGCUUUACCUGUCCAGGUAGCCUCUGUUUUCAUUUCGAUCUUAAUGAAAGCUUUUUAAUUUACAGCUCAAGUUACUUUUCAAAGCAGUGUAAGUAGCUUUAAAAUUUUACACUGCAAGAAAGAAAGAUUUUCACGACAUCCAGCUUUGGUCUUGUAAUACUGGAGGUAAUUCAUUUUUAAUCUGUCUGCACAGCGAGAACUGAAACGAAUGGGGAUUGAGUUGCUCUGCCUGUUCUUUCUAUUUCUAGGAAGGAAUGAUCACGUACAAGGUAGCUGUGCCCGGGGCGGUGCAGAGACCUGCUCCGACUGCUUGCUCACGGGACCUCACUGUGCCUGGUGCUCCCAAGAGAACUUUACUCAUCCGUCUGAAGCUGGCGAAAGGUGUGACACCCCAGCAAAUCUUUUAGCAAAAGGAUGUCAGUUAACCUUCGUAGAAAACCCUGUCUCCCAAGUAGAAAUACUUCAGAAUAAGCCUCUCAGCAUAGGCCGACAGAAGAAUAGUUCUGACAUUGUUCAGAUUGCACCUCAAAACCUGAUUCUUAAAUUGAGACCAGGUGCUGAGCAGACUGUGCAAGUGCAGGUCCGCCAGACAGAGGACUACCCAGUGGAUUUGUAUUACCUCAUGGACCUCUCUGCCUCCAUGGAUGACGACCUUAACACAAUCAAAGAAUUAGGCUCCCGGCUGGCCAAGGAGAUGUCUAAAUUAACCAGCAACUUUAGACUAGGCUUUGGCUCUUUUGUGGAAAAACCUGUCUCCCCUUUUAUGAAAACAACACCAGAGGAAAUCGCAAAUCCUUGCAGUAGUAUCCCGUACUUCUGUUUACCUACAUUUGGAUUCAAGCACAUUUUGCCAUUGACGGAUGAUGCUGAGAGAUUCAAUGAGAUCGUGAGGAAACAAAAAAUUUCUGCUAAUAUUGACACGCUUGAAGGCGGAUUCGAUGCAAUUAUGCAGGCUGCCGUGUGUAAGGAAAAAAUUGGCUGGAGGAAUGACUCACUGCAUCUCCUGGUUUUUGUGAGUGAUGCUGAUUCUCAUUUUGGAAUGGACAGCAAGCUGGCAGGCAUUGUUAUUCCCAACGAUGGGCUCUGUCACUUGGACAACAGGAACGAAUACUCCAUGUCAACUGUCUUGGAAUAUCCAACAAUUGGUCAACUCAUUGACAAACUGGUGCAAAACAACAUGUUACUGAUCUUUGCUGUAACCCAAGAACAAGUUCACUUGUAUGAGAAUUAUGCAAAACUUAUUCCUGGAGCAACAGUGGGGGUUCUUCAGAAGGAUUCUGGGAACAUUCUACAGCUUAUCAUCUCAGCUUAUGAAGAACUUCGGUCUGAGGUGGAACUGGAAGUAUUAGGAGACACAGAAGGACUCAACCUGUCUUUCACAGCUGUCUGUAACAGCGGUGUCCUUUUUCCACACCAAAAGAAAUGCUCCCACAUGAAGGUGGGGGACACGGCAUCCUUCAGUGUGACUGUGGGCAUAUCAAACUGCGAGAGAAGAAGUAGAAACCUUCUUGUGAAACCUGUGGGGCUGGGGGACACCCUGGAAAUACUCGUCAAUGCGGAAUGCGACUGCAACUGUCAGAAGGAAGCAGAAGUGAACAGCUCCAAGUGCCAUGAUGGGAACGGCUCCUUCCAGUGCGGAGUGUGUGCCUGCAACUCUGGCCACGUGGGUCCUCACUGUGAGUGUGGUGAGGACAUGCCAAGCACAGAUUCCUGCAAGGAGGCCCCGGGUCACCCCUCCUGUAGCGGAAGGGGUGACUGCUACUGUGGGCAAUGCAUCUGCCACUUGUCUCCCUAUGGAAGCAUUUACGGGCCUUACUGCCAGUGUGACAACUUCUCCUGCCUGCGACACAAAGGCCUGCUCUGUGGAGAUAAUGGUGACUGUGACUGUGGCGAAUGUGUGUGCAGGGAUGGAUGGACCGGUGAGUACUGCAACUGCACAACCAGCACAGACUCGUGUGCAUCUGAGGAUGGAGUGCUAUGCAACGGGCGUGGAGACUGUGUCUGUGGCAAGUGUAUCUGCAGGAACCCUGGAGCCUCAGGACCCACCUGUGAACGCUGUCCUACCUGUGGUGACCCCUGUAACUCUAAACGGAGCUGCAUCGAAUGCCACCUGUCUGCAGAUGGCCAAGUCCGAGAAGAGUGUACAGACAUGUGCAAAGCUGCCGGUGCCACCAUCAGUGAGGAAGAUUUAUCAAAGGAUAGUUCUGUUUCCUGCUCUCUACAAGGAGAAAACGAAUGUCUUAUUACAUUCCUAAUAACCACAGAUAAUGAAGGGAAAACUAUCAUUCACAACAUCAAUGAAAAAGACUGCCCCAAACCCCCAAACAUUCCCAUGAUUAUGUUGGGAGUGUCACUGGCCAUUCUUCUCAUUGGAGUUGUCCUACUGUGCAUUUGGAAGCUGCUGGUAUCAUUUCAUGAUCGUAAAGAAGUUGCUAAAUUUGAAGCUGAACGAUCAAAGGCUAAGUGGCAAACGGGAACCAAUCCACUGUACAGAGGCUCCACUAGCACGUUUAAAAAUGUGACCUAUAAACACAGGGAUAAACAAAAGGCGGACCUUUCCACAGAUGGGUAG